Messenger RNA from Nematolebias whitei (Rio pearlfish), 648 nucleotides. It is a transcript of the gene ska1, whose product is annotated as spindle and kinetochore associated complex subunit 1. Lineage: Eukaryota; Metazoa; Chordata; Actinopteri; Cyprinodontiformes; Rivulidae. Gene Ontology annotation, molecular function: microtubule binding. Gene Ontology annotation, cellular component: outer kinetochore; mitotic spindle; spindle microtubule. The record is from RefSeq and is a predicted model, not a curated record. Gene Ontology annotation, biological process: mitotic cell cycle; cell division; chromosome segregation.
AAAAAACUGGGACAAGAGCUCUUGAUUCUUGGGAGACUUCUGGAGGAACUUGAAAAAUGUGUUGAUAUGCAGAAGGAGCAACUGAAGCAUCUCAAGGAGUUUGAGAAGUUAUUCCAGGUGAAUGUGGAGAGUGUUCAUCACAUGAAGUACAACAUACCCCCUCACAUUCCCAAGAAGAGAGGCCCAGUCAGUGGAAAUGAAGGUGGGAUUAACCAUAAGCAGGCAGCAGAUGUUCAACAAGACCAGGCAGAGAACAUCAAGCAGACCAGCAGGAACUCUGUCAGAGACAUGGAAUAUGUCACCGUCCCAGAGUUUGAAAGCAUCCCUCAGUACAUGAAAGGGCGUGUGACGUACGAUCAGCUCAACAUUGUGGUGGACAGCUUUAACGCUGCUCUGAAAGCCAAGUACAAGAUCCUCAGUCAGCCGGUGAAGAUCCUCAGCAAUCAUUCACGCAAGCUGCAACAGCGCUUCAAAACCCAGGAGACCAAAGAUACUAAAGGUCGGUGUUUUAUUGUGGAGGAGGACAUCCGUGAAUUCACCCAGAUGAAGGUGGACAAACGCUGUCAGGGGAUUCUGAGCAUGCUGCGACAUUGCCAGCGCCUCCGGGAGCUGCGAGGGGGGGGGCUCGUCCGCUACGUCUUGUUAUGA